CUCUCAUUCUGUCAUGUGAUUGAGCGUUGCUGACUGAUCACCGGGGGGACGGGGACUGUGUGGUUGUGUUGGACAUGUCAGCCGGUUCGGACCAAGACGAUGGCAGCCGCGGGUCCAGGAGGAAAAUCUGUGAAGACGGCCAGCAGCACCCGGAGGCUGCGGAGGAGUUCAACAGCAAUGCGGCAAGUCUGAAGAGAACUCUAUCAACAUGUGAGGAAAACAUCCCAACAGCUCUGCCCAUGCUGUUGGAUGUGGUCAGGGGUCCUGAGUGUCUUCCUGCAGAUGAGGAGUUGCAGGAAAUGCUAAGAGGGAAAUUGCGCAUUCUGCAAUCUGACAGCAUCGAGGUCAGCUCUCUAUUCACGGAGUUGUCCACUCAUCUCAUCUCGAUUAACAGUGAAGAAAAAGUCAUCUUUGUGACUUUCAAAACAUCUGAGGAAAUUUGGAAGUUCACCACAUAUUACACCAUAGGCUUCCUGGGUCAGUGUUUGGAGAAUCUGUUAUUUGACCAUAAGUAUUGGCUCAGUUUUUUGGAGGAAGAUAUCACUAUUAAAGUUUCGGUUCAGGAGGACAAACUUAACCUAAUAUACAAAGGCAUCCUCAUGCAGGAAGGGUCUUUUUUUGCUGUUUGUAGUACAAACCAGAUGUUUGACAGCUCAACCUCUGGAGGUGACCUGUACCUGGAGCAGGGAGACAUAGCCCAGUUUGAGCCUCCCUUCCUGGGCUCAGGGUGGACUGUCCGCUGCCUUGCUAAUGGAGCCAGAGGCACUGCACCCAAACCUGCUCUUGAGCCAAUCAACCCUUUUCAUCAAUGGUUUCUCAAAUCUGGUGCAGAGAGUAUUUUAGUUGGUGAUGGUAAACCUGCCUGUGACUUCCCUCUGCAGUUUGCCAGAGGAACCUGUGUGGCCACAAUGGCAUAUGAUGCUGAGGGCCCAGAUGAGCUGAGUGUGGCACCAGCUGAACGCAUCAUCAUUGAGGGUCUUCUGGUGUCUUGUUUUGAUUGGUUCACAGGAAGGAAGGAAUCCACAGGAGAAGUGGGUCUAGUCAAGACAAGUCUGGUGAAACCAUCCACUGAUACUUGCAACUCAGCCGAUAUUUUUUUGGAUGGAGAAAAAUCGACAUUUUUCAGUUUGCAAGAGGAUAAAGUCACAAAGAAAACAAUUACCUUAUUGAAGAAGACAUCUCAAAAUGACACUGGUCAUAACUACAAACUGGAUGUGAUCAGUUACCAAGACUUUGAAAAGAAAAAAUCACUCAGCUCUUCAAGCAAAGUUGAUACUAAGCGGUCUGACCUGAAGAGAGAUAUUCAGAUGAUUCUUGAUCAAAGAAAAGACUCAGAUUCCGUUUUCACCAUGAACGGGACUCUAGACGACUCGGUCUUGGCUACAGAGGCAAAAAACCCAAGCCUUCCCUGUUUCACAGUUCACCCAGUCAUAGAAGGAAACGACAACACUGAGAACUUCAUUCCCCUUUUCUCUUUUUUGGAGGGCCAAGACUAUAAAGCAGAGUUUGGCAUCUUGUAUGGACUGAGUUCUGAAAUCCUUGCCUCCUCCACCUUCACUGGCCACUCUGAAGAGGAUGAGCUGAUUGCCUUCCUGGGUGUUGCUCGGGAAACAGCCAGGAAGAAACGACUCUUUUGGUCACAGACUCGUUUGUGCUUUCUGUUGGGUAAGCUCUGUGCUGGGAGGUCAAAAUUCAGCCAGGCACGGGUUUACUUUGAGGAAGCCCUCAGUGUGCCACAAGAAGGCUUAAUGGACGUCAGGCUGGUGGCCAGUAUCUACUCCAAUCUGGCUGCCAUAUAUCUUUUGCAGAAAAAUACUCAAAGUUUCUUUGUUCUGACAGAGCGACUUGUUGCCUUGCUAUUAGGAAUCCCAGACUGCCUGGAAAGCCUGGAGGAUAAUUUUGCUCUUAAAUACAUCCUCAAAAAAGCUAUUCUUUCUCACAACAAAAUGGCAGAGGCCCGGGCUUGUCACCUAUUAGCGAAGCACCACUGGGCUCGUGCUGAGGGGGUUCAAGCUGUUCCUUAUCUUGAGAGACUACUUGUUCUUUGUGCUGGAGCUCAAGGAACUUGGAGUAUCUCUCCUAGUCAUGGAUACUUGACCCUAGGAAAGCUAUACAGUGAACUCCGACUACCCCACCUUAGUGUCACUUCAGCCAGGAAAGCUUCUCUGCAGCCAUCUACGCUGACUGACUGCCUUAGCAGCAUUGUACUAGCUUUGAACAGCCUCAGCAGACUGUAUGGGAUCACAGAACAGGGAGCUGCUGCCUCACCUCAAAUGGCUCCAUAUUUACACCAAGCCCUCAGUUUUACCCAAGUCCAAGGAGGAGCAUGUGACCAACAUCAUGUUUUGCACUAUCAGCUGACAGUUUCUCUCUGCCAAAUCUUUUGCAAACACAGCAUGGUUGGACAGGCUAUCUGCCGUAUGCAUACUUUCAUCAACAGCAACCCACUUUCACAGCAACUCACCAUUUGUAUCCCAGAAAGAAAGAGUGUCCUGAUCUGGCUGGCAUGGCUUCACAUUGACAACAAUGAGCCAGAUGUUGCUUUGGAUAUCCUGGACUCUGUCCUAGCUUCCAUGCCUGAACACUGCACGAUCCCUCUGGAAGGUGUGGUCCUGAACAUGCGAGGUGUGGCACUUCGAUGCAUUGGUGACCUCCGGAGGGCAGCGGAGAGCUACCAGGCUGCUGUUGACAUAUGCCAAGAAUAUGAGGACAUGGCAAACUGGGCUGUAGCUCAGGCUAACCAAGGGCUAUUAUGUCUGAAGGCUGGAGCUAAAGGACUAGCAGAGAGUCACCUUACUGAGGCUGUGCAACUCUUCUCUGAGCUGGAUGAAGGUCAUGAGGCAGACUUCAUUACAGUGCUGCUGAAGCUGGGACAACACUAUGUGAAGCAGCACCAGCUGCACUAUGGAAAGGCAUGCUAUGAAUGGGCCCUGCUGUUGGCUAUAAAUUCCAACCUGUUUGACUGCCAGCUUACUGUAACCAGACACCUUUGUAAUCUGUAUGGGUGUGAUAGUCCAGACCAGGCCCAGUGUAUUAUUUACAACAAAUACCUGGUCAAGCUGCUGAGAUGCACAGGAGACAGAGAACAGGAGGGAGAUGCGCUGAAAGCCAUCAGCCAGCUCUACCUCAAUCUGGGCACAGAAAGGGCGUACCGGGCAGCUCUUGACUACACCAAGAGCAGUUUGGGUAUAUUCAUUGACCUGGGCUUCAGAGAGAAGGAGGCAUAUGGCUGGCUGCAGGCCGGGAAGAUCUACCACCUGCUUGACCAGACUGAACUGGUGGACCUAUAUGUUCAGGUAGCUCAGGAUGUUGCCAUAAGCACAGGAGACACCAAGUUCCUCCUUAAACUUCUCGAGGCAGCAGGGGACAUUUUCUUCAACAACUGCCAGGACCGGGACAAGGCUAUCACAUUCUACAGGGACCAUGCUCUGCCUAUUGCAGAGAAGAGCAGCUGUGUGCAUACCAGGCUGAGGUUGUGUAAUAAGCUGACUGAACUUAUGCACAACCUCAAGUUGUAUGAGGAAGCUGUGGAGUUUGCUCUGACUGCACUGGACAUCAGCAUCACUCUAGGUGAGCAUCUUAAUGAACGUGUGGUUUACCACCGUCUGGCUUCUCUGUACCACUGUCUGGACCAGUAUGAACUGGCGGAACACUAUUACCUGAAGACCCUGACUGUCUGCCCAACACCUCUGCUGUUUGAUGAGGAAACACUGUACUAUGUCAGGGUGUACCAGACACUGGGGGACAUAAUGUUCUAUAAUCUGAAGGACCCAUUUGAUGCUGCAGGUUACUACCACCUGGCACUUGCUGCAUCCAUGGAUCUGGGCAAUAAGAGGUCUCAACUGCAGCUGUGCACCCGCCUCGCCACCAUCUACCACAACUUUCUAAUAGACCGGGAGCUCUCUCUCAUCUUUUACCAGAAGGCAAGAGGAUUUGCGGCAGAGCUGAACGUCCCACAUUAUGCUCAUUUCUGCCUCUUGACAUGGUUCCUUGAUGUCUAAUUGGAAUGUUAGUUGGAAUGCUUUGGUCAAGGAUUGAGCACUGCAGUGUUCAUUAAACACCAGUUUCACAGCCCUGCUCUUGAUGGCCGAUUUGAGUGCCUUUCCCUUUACAUGCUAAUGAGCUACUGCAUGUGCCGCCGAAAGACGGUAUUUGCGCCGCCCACCUCUUCCUGCCUCGCUGAAGUGAAGAAGGCCUUGUGUGACCAUGGCAACGGUUGAGUUUGUGGGACAAAUGGCUGCCGGACAACAAACUGUGGUGGAAGAACUUAAAAAUCUUCUCUGUAAUCUAUUGUCACUCACUUACCUUUCAUAACUUCUAGGUUACACAAAGACUACAGCAGCUUCCUGAGUCACCAUCAAGCAUGGUGGACCAUCCUGGCCUAGAACCUGUCUGCCUGAAUGUAUUUUCACUGCAGAAUGCACUGAACAUUUAUCGGACAGACUAUGGACCUUUACGUCUGAGGGGAAUAGUGCAGUAAGCUUUUAGUCACAUAAAUACUAUUAAUUUAUUGCAAAAGUGUUAUGAUGAAAUGUACAUAACUGCUUCCUCUGUCUUACAUUGCUUAUAGUUUAUCUUGACUAUCUUUUACUUGUUAACAUGAAAAUCACAUAUCAAAUGAAAACAUACAGAACAGUUAGUAAAGAUGUUCUAUUGUAAGAAACAUCAGUAAACAUGUGUUGUAAACAUGUAUAACAAAUAAUAAUAAUAAUAAUAAUUAUUAUUAUUAUUAUUAUUAUUAUUAUAAUUAAAGCUGCAAGCAGCGUUGAACGGGCCCUCGCAGUCCACACACCUUGGGGCAUGCUGCCAUCAGGGCUUCUACAUGCAACACCCUGCGAUGAAGAAGCUGUUCCUUUAUAAUUUGGUGGCCUGCUCCCACUAAUAUUAAAUAAUGUAUGCUGAAGUCAGAAAAAGCGCAUGUACUGCUGCAUGAUUCCCCGGACAAAGACUGAGUUGAUGGUCCAUUUCUCGAGCUGGCUGAAGAAAAUGUCCACACGAGGAAGGAAGAAGCUCAAAGUAUCAUCAUCCAGUAGCCACACAAACCCUCAAGCUUCCCGCAGAGUGGUAGGCUAAAACUCCCCUGAUGAAUUCAAGACACUGGAUGAUGUCACAUUCGUGCUCAAACACAGUGUUCACGGCACAGACGUGGAAGUUCCAUCUUACUGUGCUUGCUCUGUGUGCCACCACUCUAUCAAUCACACCGGUUCUCUUGGGAAAUCUUGAAAAAAAUCCAGAGAAUCCAGCCAGAUCAGAGAAGAACUGAUUAACUAAUGGGGUGUGUUGCAUGAUGAAAGCUAAAAAGUGAGAGGGCUGAGAGAGUUUAAAAAGGAGACCGGUUUUGAAAAAAAAUGUAAUGUUAUCGCCAAAAUAUUUAUAUUUUGAGUUACAGGAGACAUUGCUGAAAUCUGUGACGUCAUGUUUUAUUUCUGGAGAGUGAAAAAUCAUGGCGGCAGACUGAAAGACAAAACAAGUACUGUCUGCUCUCCUCCAGAAACCUAGGCUCAAAAUUAACAUUACGGCUUAUGGGGGAGCUGCUGGAGUGCUUGACGCUCUAGGACGUCUACAGCCAAACAUGUAAGUGCUACAUCUGAAAUAGGACCAUCAGCUGAAAGCCAACAACAUGUCCUACAUUUCUAUGUAUAUAGUGUCUAUGUGAAGUAAAAUAUGUGGGAUCCAAAUCAAGCUGAA
This is a messenger RNA of Acanthopagrus latus (yellowfin seabream), 5688 nucleotides long. Its product is annotated as SH3 domain and tetratricopeptide repeat-containing protein 1. The transcript is spliced from 20 exons. Bases 75 to 4001 code for a protein of 1308 amino acids. Gene Ontology annotation, molecular function: protein binding. The record is from RefSeq and is a predicted model, not a curated record. Lineage: Eukaryota; Metazoa; Chordata; Actinopteri; Spariformes; Sparidae.